Messenger RNA from Dimorphilus gyrociliatus, 1940 nucleotides. The record is from the annotation of a GenBank genome assembly. NCBI's taxonomy places the organism in Eukaryota, Metazoa, Annelida, Polychaeta, Dinophilidae.
UUCCUUUAUACUUUUAUAAUAAAUUUUUUCUUUAAGAAUAAUGAGUAAAAAAUUUGUAUUCUUUAAACAGUCGAGAAACAAAAAUUCUAACGACAACCAUAAAUCCAUGUAUCUGUCUAUUAAGCGUGCAGUAUAUUUAUCGACGCCAUUCGGUGCGGCGCAACGUCGACGAGAUGAUGAAAGUCUUAUAUAUCGUUUUUAUCCUUCUUCCCUUUACUUUUUCCCAGAAAGCAUGGCAGAAAGUUGGCUGUCAUAGAUUGGGUCACACUAGACUAAUUGAAAUUGGAGGUUGUGUUCGGUUUAGAGUUCAAUUAAAUGCUUGCCGAGGACAUUGCGAAAGCUAUACACUACCAAUACCAUUUAAUUCACCUAAUUCUAAAACAGAAAAACUCGAGUCAAAAGCUUCAUGUUGUACCGCUCUCCAAACUGAAGACGUUUAUAUGACUACAUGGUGCCAUAAUGGUCUUAGAAAGUUUAGAUUUACGUCGGCUACAGUUUGUCAGUGUUCAAUGUGUAAAGGAGAGUUGUGGUAAAAAUAAAUUCAAUUGUGUGUAACUUUCCUAAUGGUCUGUCAUCUAUAUUCAUUGUGUUUACAUAUUAAAUAAAAGUAAAUAGUUUAGUUAUAUAUCAAUUAUGUAAUAAAUGAACUUGGAAUUGAUAAAUAUUAAAUUGAUAAUACUUUAUUAACCGUUUUAAUGCCAUUUAUGGUGGGAAAGAGCGAAAAAAUUUGCAUAUUUUAGCGUUGCGUUCAAUAGAUGGCGCCGUUUUUGUCAUGCUGACGCCUCCACAGAUAGAAUUUAUAGGGAUUGAAGACACUUUUGUGGAAGCAAUGACUCUACUAUGGACCAAACUUUUCCUUCUUUUAGCAAUUUUUUAUAUGGUAAAGGCCGACGAGAAAUCAAGAAAGGGAACGGAAUUUGGAUGUUUCAAUAGUAGUCACAAAAUGAAUUUGAACAAAGAUUUGAAAAUUAACGCAACAUCCGUCCUUAAGUGCCGCCAUACGAUUCAAGUUCCAAUAUGCUGGGGAAGAUGUGAUACAUGGGAUAUACCAGAUUUUCAAUGGAAUCAUUCUGUUUGUUCGUAUGGUCGUAAAACUUUGAAAAAAGUAAAGCUUUUGGAUUGUGAUCCAAACCAUCCUGAUCCUUUUAUGUAUUUAUACGUAGCAGAUACUUGCGAAUGCAAGUUAUGCAAAGGGAUAGGUUGUAACUAUCUGCAUACCUAAAAGUGCUAAAAAAUAUUGUGGAAUGCGAUGUGAAGCAUACUCUAGCUAAAUUUUUUCCCUGCAUUCUUUUACCUAAAAAAAAAAGAACUAAAAAAAGGAUUUUUCUGAUUCUCUUGAACGAAACUUGAAAAAAAAUUAAAAAAAAAUCAAAACAAACUUUAUUCUACGCACUUGCCCCUUUCCAGAAGUAUCUUAUGAAAGCUAUGUAUAUAUUUACAUUGUAUAUGUAUUUUUUGUGUGACUACUUAUUGAAGAAAAGAUAUUGUCAUCAGUUCAAUAAUUCUUUCUAUUUAUAUAUACUUUUCUGCUAUGUUUUCUUUUCUUCUUCAAUCUGCAAUGUCCAAGGAAUCUUUCUGAAAGAUAAAUUCCAGUUAAUUUUUUUCUUUUAACUUUGUUUAGACUCCAAAAGGAAAAAGAAAAACAAAACAAUGCUUUGUAUUCAAUGUUCAAAUGUUGCUGAAUUCAUGUCUUUAAUGUAAUCGUAUUUUGCUAUUCAACUCUGAUCCUUGUAGUAUUUUUUUGCGAUGAAUUUUAAUAUUACUUGAAUGAUUUUAUUUUUAUCGCUUCUAUUAAAAAAUAAACUCCGAGUAGCUUCUGUUGCUGAAAAAUGCGUAUUAAUCAAUUAAAACAAAUCAUUCAAUACACAGUGUUUUAGCUCUAGAUAUAACGGAUAAAAUCUUUAUUAUUAUAUAAAAGUUUUGAUUUCUAUAAAUUUUAG